AUGUACAUUCAUCGACGAGAACGUAAACCGCCGAUGAGCGCAACAAGAAGGAGGAAACUACUACUUUCCUAUGCUCCAGACUGGAUUAUCACGAUUCUAUUAGGUGUUCUAUUCUUUUUGCUGGAUCGAAUUCAUGGGUUUUGGCGUGAUUUCAGUGUGGACGAUACAUCGCUACGACACCCUUACGCCGUUCACGAACGUGUUCCUACGUUUGCGUUGGUUCUCAUUUGUUUUGUAGCACCACUUUUGAUUCAGCCCGUCAUAAACUUGCUGUCAAUUAGAUCGUGGUGGGAUUUGCAUAAUGGUCCGUUGAUUCUCUCACUUGCUAUGGCUGGUGUAGUAACUCAGUUCACCAAAGUUACAGUCGGUAGGCCUCGUCCUGAUGUCAUUGACCGUUGUCAACCCCGCUCCGGCACUAUCGAUCCUACCUUCGGUCUCAGCACAGCGGCGAUAUGCACCCAAACCGACUUGUCGUUGUUGAAAGAUGGUUUCCGCAGCUUUCCGAGUGGUCAUAGCUCGUUAUCUUUCGCCGGUCUUGGUUUCUUGGCUUUUUAUGUGGCAGGAAAGCUUCAUCUGUUCGACCACAAAGGCCACAUUGGGAAAGUGUGGUUAUUCCUUGCUCCUUUUUCAGGUGCUGCUUUAGUUGCAAUCUCGCGGACCAUGGACUAUCGGCGCAAGUACCAUUGGCAGGACGUUUUCAUAGGCUCUAUACUUGGCACAGUCAUGGCGUAUUUCUCCUACCGUCAAUACUACCCCAGCCUAUCUUCUGAAUUGUGCCACCAGCCAUAUUCUCCAAGAAUUGCGCGCGAGCCUGAAGUAUUACCUUUGCAUCACCGUCAUCAACACAGCGAAACGUCCGCGCUUCCGCCGCGGACGAGUGCACCAGAUGGGACUGUUCCAAGACCUGACCCAGGGUCAUUGACAGAGCUUUGGGGGAAUAAUGCUCGGGUCGAAACGUCGGAGUACCAUUCCGAAAGUCAGAGCGAUUGA
This is a messenger RNA of Lentinula edodes (shiitake mushroom), 990 nucleotides long. RefSeq names its product PAP2-domain-containing protein. NCBI's taxonomy places the organism in Eukaryota, Fungi, Basidiomycota, Agaricomycetes, Agaricales, Omphalotaceae. The record is from RefSeq and is a predicted model, not a curated record. The coding region runs from base 1 to 990 and encodes 329 amino acids. Gene Ontology annotation, molecular function: phosphatidate phosphatase activity. Gene Ontology annotation, biological process: phospholipid metabolic process. The transcript is spliced from 9 exons.